This is a messenger RNA of Polypterus senegalus (gray bichir), 2831 nucleotides long. RefSeq names its product septin 6 (gene septin6). The record is from RefSeq and is a predicted model, not a curated record. NCBI's taxonomy places the organism in Eukaryota, Metazoa, Chordata, Cladistia, Polypteriformes, Polypteridae. The coding region runs from base 63 to 1367 and encodes 434 amino acids. Gene Ontology annotation, biological process: cytoskeleton-dependent cytokinesis; cilium assembly. Gene Ontology annotation, molecular function: GTPase activity; molecular adaptor activity; GTP binding. Gene Ontology annotation, cellular component: cell division site; septin ring; microtubule cytoskeleton. The transcript is spliced from 10 exons.
UCCUCCGCUCUGUGUGCCUAGCCGUUUCCUGUUUAAGGCUGUCGGCAGCGUACGGACUUACCAUGGCGGCGACAGAAAUAGCUCGACAAGCGGGAGAAGGAGUUAGAAGCCUUCCAUUGUCGGGCCAUGUGGGGUUUGACAGUAUGCCAGACCAGCUGGUCAACAAAUCUGUAAGCCAUGGGUUCUGCUUCAAUAUCUUGUGUGUGGGUGAAACUGGACUGGGAAAGUCCACCCUUAUGGAUACAUUAUUUAACACCAAAUUUGAAGGGGAGCCAAACUCGCAUAGCCAGCCAGGAGUACAAUUGAAAUCCAACAGCUAUGAGCUACAGGAGAGCAGUGUGCGCUUAAAGCUUACAGUAGUGAACACUGUAGGCUUUGGUGACCAAAUUAACAAGGAAGAAAGCUAUAAGCCGAUUGUGGAGUUCAUCGAUGCACAAUUUGAAGCCUACCUUCAAGAAGAACUGAAGAUUAAACGUACACUGCACAAUUAUCAUGACACACGCAUUCACACUUGCUUGUAUUUCAUUGCUCCCACUGGCCAUUCAUUGAAGUCUCUUGAUCUGGUCACUAUGAAGAAACUUGACAGCAAGGUUAAUAUAAUACCUAUCAUUGCAAAGUCAGAUGCAAUUUCAAAGAGUGAGCUUACAAAAUUCAAGAUCAAAAUCACUAGUGAACUUGUCAGCAAUGGCGUCCAAAUCUACCAGUUUCCCACUGAUGAUGAGACGGUAGCGGAGAUCAAUUCAACCAUGAAUGCUCAUUUACCCUUUGCUGUCAUUGGCAGCACAGAGGAGGUGAAAAUUGGAAAUAAGAUGAUGAAAGCUCGUCAGUACCCCUGGGGAACAGUGCAAGUGGAAAAUGAGAAUCAUUGUGACUUUGUGAAAUUGAGAGAGAUGUUGAUUCGUGUAAAUAUGGAAGAUCUUCGGGAGCAGACGCAUACUCGCCAUUAUGAACUAUACCGACGGUGCAAACUUGAAGAGAUGGGAUUCAAGGAUACAGACCCUGACAGUAAACCUUUCAGCCUGCAGGAAACUUAUGAAGCCAAACGAAAUGAGUUCAUGGGAGAAUUGCAGAAAAAGGAGGAGGAGAUGCGACAGAUGUUUGUUCAGCGAGUAAAAGAAAAGGAAGCUGAGUUAAAGGAAGCAGAGAAAGAGUUACAUGAAAAGUUUGACCGGUUAAAGAAAUUACAUCAGGAAGAGAAGAAGAAACUGGAAGAUAAAAAGAAGGUGCUUGACGAUGAAAUGAAUAGCUUUAAACAGAGAAAGACAGCAGCAGAACUUCUUCAGUCUCAAGCCCAACAAGCAGGUGGCUCUCAGACCCUUAAGAGGGAAAAAGAAAGGAAAAAUAAUCCUUGGCUCUGCACCGAAUAAAAGCUCCACAGCAACAUUACUAAAGGGACCAGGUUUUUGUUUUAAACUUAAACUGUCCAGGGGGCUAUGUCUGGCAUCUAGUAGCUGGAUUCUAUUAUUUGGUCUGGUAAUUUUAAGAUCCCCUAAACAUGAAGGAUAAACUAUUUUAAUAAAUACAUAAGUCAUACUAACAGAUUUUUCUACUAAUGUCUGAAAAUUGAAGCAUGGCUUUGUCAAGUUAAAGAAUUGCAUCAGCAUGUUAGCACCAGGCUUUAUUUUGAUUGUUGUUUUUUAGUAGUGCAACAAUCUAUAGAGUCUUAAGUUGUUUGUUUUUUUUUUUCUUUCUUUUUUCAACAUUUUAAUAACUUGCCUGUUACAGCUUUAAUUGAACUUUUUUGGUUGCAUGUGUUUUGAUAGAGGAAUAAUCAGAUGCCAAUGUAAUAAUGUGUUAUUAAUUAUCAGUAAAUGAAUAAAUGGAAGUUCUGAUAACAAGCAGAGUGAAAUAAUUGUAACUCUGGCCCCCCUCUAAAUAUAUAAUGAUGAAUUUAAGCAAGUUUUUGACAGACAGCUAUGAAUUUUUCUAAUAGGCUUUGCUUCUCGAGAGUCAUUUUAAUUUAGUUCAGCUGGACAGAAAUUAUGAAUGCUUAAAUAAUAAUAAUAAUAAUAAUAAUGCUAUAUAUAUAUAUAUAUAUAUAUAUUUAUAUAUCCUCUCAGUCAGAUGACUAGGCAAAGUGUCCAAAACCCUGUAAGACCAUGUAUUUUUUAUUUUUUUAUUUUUUUUGGAAAAAUUAUAAACUGUUUGUGCUAUGAAAUCAAUCAUACAAUGAUCAAUCUAUAGUUCCUUCUCAGCGGCAACCUGUUUAGUGCUAUUUUCAAAAUACUAAAAUGAAAAGUUUAAAGUAUUACACUUGAUAUAAAGAUACCCAUUACAUAAUAAAAUACAUUAAACAAGUGACAAAUCUUUAGUAUAUUUUUCAAGUGUGAAAAGACCUUAUGUGAAUUAAAGGAUUAUAAUAGUAAAUAAAUAUCGAAAAUUAAAAAUGUCUGCGUUCACAACAAAAUUCCUUUAAUUUGUUUCUUCUAGGAGAAGAUCAGAUCAGAGCUCCUUAAUUAAUGCAUGCAGAUUUAUUGCAUUAUUUUAUUUAAUUCAGUGAUGACUUCUAAACAUACUCUCGUAUUUUGAUAUAUUGUUGAGUUGCUGGUGUUUAAUAAUUUUUUAUACCUAAUCUAAAAGACUUGAAUUUUAAGACUGACUCCACUCAUUUGGCUGGACCGGAGUUUUAUUAUUUAAGGCUGUUCAAGUUUGCAGUUUGAAUUAUUUAUUUUAAAAGGCUUGACCUUUUUAAAAUACAUUAAAUUUAACAUUUAGUUUUAUUUAAACAUGUGGAACAAUUUUCAGGCGUGACAGACAGAUAUCUCUAACUAUUUCUUAUCCCUUCUUGUUAAUAUUCCCUUUGUUUCUUUUUCUUUCUCUUUCAUCCUUCU